Molecule: messenger RNA, 4133 nt
Organism: Calliphora vicina (urban bluebottle blowfly)
Lineage: Eukaryota; Metazoa; Arthropoda; Insecta; Diptera; Calliphoridae
Product: thioester-containing protein 1 allele S3-like
Exons: 9
Coding region: 69-4061 (1330 amino acids)
Cellular component (GO): extracellular region
Molecular function (GO): endopeptidase inhibitor activity
Source: RefSeq, a predicted model, not a curated record
ACGGUUGUGAAAUACGGCAAAAUACUCAAUUAAAAAUAUAAAAAAAUUAUAUAUAUUAGAAACUUAAUAUGAAACGGCAUUGGUUCAUUCAAUAUUUACUAAUACAAUAUUUAAUGCUGGCAGUAAAAUGCGACAGUUACUAUUCGAUAAAUGCUCCCGGUGUUAUAAAACCAAAUCGUAAAUAUUCUGUGGUUGUUGCUCUGCAUGAGGCUGAGGGUCCGUGUUCGUUACGUGUUGGUAUUGGGGGUUUUGGUUUUAAUGAGUCUCGUGUUGUGGAUUUGCAGCCAUAUGAAGCAAAGCUUAUAGAGUUUUUGCCGAAAAAAUUAAUGAAAGGAUAUUAUAAUUUGUAUGCUGAAGGCUUAUCAGGUUUAAGCUUUAAAAAUGCCAGUAAUUUAUUCGGACGUUCAGGUGAUCCAACAAUUUAUAUACAAACCGAUAAGAUCAUCUAUAAACCCCAAGAUGUUGUUAAUUUUCGUGUUGUUAUAUUGGAUGAACAUACGAGGCCGCUAAAUAUUGCUGAACCUGUGCAUGUGGAGAUAUUGGAUAGGGAUUAUAACCGCGUUAAACUAUAUAAAAAUAUCUCCUUAACAAAGGGUGUUUUUACAGGACAAUUCCAGUUGUCUAAAUACCCCAUCUUAGGCACUUGGUCCAUUAAAGUUGUUCUAGAUGGUAGCUUUGCACACUCCAGCACCAAAGACAUCACAAUCAAAAAUUAUAUUUUACCAAAGUUCAGUGUGUACCUUAAAACACCUUCGGAUAUUUUACGGGAAGAUGGAUACAUUAGGGUGGUAAUCUUUGGCAAAUAUACCUUUGAUAAACAUGUGGAAGGCAAAGCUACAGUAGAACUGUGGAAUGAUAAUCCAGAACAGCUAUUACAAUCGAAACAAGUUGACAUUGCUAGUUUAGGUUUUGUCGAGUUCAAUGUAAAAAACGAAACGGCCAAAGGUCUCAUCGUCAAGGCGAAACUAACCGAAAAACACACUGGUAUAACUGAAACGGAGGAGCAAAGGAUCUACUUGCAUACACAGAGCUAUAUGUUGGAUAUUCCUUACGAGGAGAUAGAAUUUGAAAACAAUAAACCAUAUCGCCUGAAAGUAAAUGUGAAACAUUGGACUGGGGCUCCUGUUUUGGAUCAUAAAACGCCAGUUACCAUGGAGCAUGGUAAUCAAAUUUAUGAAGCCUAUUUAGAUGAUAAUGGUACGGCAACAUUUGAGUUUGAACAUGCUAAAAAUGACGAUCAUAAAUUUCAAUUUAAGGAUUCCAAAGGAUCGUUGUAUAAUAUUUACACAAGUCAAGAUUUAAUGUUGGACAAUAGGGAAUUCUAUUGUCGGCUGAGGUUGGUGGAUAAAAAACUACAACUCGGAAAACCUGUACUUAUUGAGGUCAGCUCUAUUUUGAAUAUACCUUAUCUGAUGUACAUCGUAAUGGGUCACGGAAGUCUCAUACAGUCGGAGCAUAUUAAAGUACCGCCCAACCAAAAGUCCUAUACAAUAAGUAUAACUCCCUCAAUUGAAAUGAUACCAAAGUCCUUCAUUUAUGUGUAUUACAUACAUAAAGGCAAUUUACGUUAUGAAGAGAUGCAUUUAAAUUUUCCAAAUGAAUUCGAAAAUCAGAUAUCACUGUCAGCUCCCAAACAAGUGAAGCCAGGCGAAGAAGUUACAAUUGCUAUAAAUGCACAACCCAAAUCGUAUGUCAGUAUAUUGGCCGUGGACUUGGGUGUUUAUUUACUGGAUAAUACAUAUGAUUUAAAUAGGGAUGACAUUCUGAGUCAGUUGAUUAGAGAGAGAUCGUAUGCUCCCUAUGAAGCUACAGUGUAUCCUGGUUUAAUAACCGGUCUGUUGACUUUAACUAAUGCUAACUAUCCAUUUAAAAGUUGGAGUGGUGGUGGUGGUGGUUCUGGUGGUUUUGUGCCCGAAGCUAAACGUUUGCGUCAGAAGUUCCCGGAAACCUGGAUAUUUGAAAAUUUAUUAAUAAAUGAAACUACCACCAAAUUAACUCUACCAAUACCCGAUACCAUAACGACUUGGCGUAUAACAGCAUUUUCAAACAAUGAUAUAACAGGCUUUGGAAUUGUAAAUGGACCCACAGAUAUCACCACCAUACAACCGUUCUUCAUAUCACUUAAUCUGCCAUACUCAGUGAAACGUGGUGAAAUUGUAACUAUACCCGUAACAAUAUUUAAUUAUCACAAUCAGAUUCUAGAUACGGAAGUGAUUCUACAUAAUAAUGAUCAGGAGUUCUAUUUUAUGGAAUCAACCACACAGCGUGUAAAGAAAUCAAAUGAUGAUCAGCAACAAGUUAAACGCAUUAGUAUAGCGGCUGAUAAAGCCAAAACAGUGAAAUUUCUUAUAUAUCUCACACAUGUGGGUGAAAUAAGUCUGGAAAUAACGGCCUCCAGUUCAUUGUAUUCGGAUGCUGUUUCGCACAAGCUUAAAGUUGAACCAGAAGGUGUGGCCAUACAAAAAACUCAAUCUUUAUAUUUAAGUAUUCCAGCUGGAGAGAAAAUAUCCUCAUCACUUGACAUCAAAGAUCCUGAUGGGAAUAUACCCGAUUCUGACUAUAUUACCUUUUCCGUGGGUGGUCAUUAUUUAGUGCCAACCUUGGAGAAUUUUCAGGAUUUAAUACAAAUGCCCACUGGCUGUGGUGAACAAAAUAUGGUGAGUUUUGCUCCCAGCGUCUUAAUUUUGCAAUAUCUUAAAGCAAAUGGCAUGCUGUCCAAAGACAUGGGUUUGGUGGAAAGUUUACGUUCCUCAAUGGAAGUUAGCUAUCAACAACAACUGGCGUUUCGUCAUGGGAAUGGUGGUUAUAGCGUCUUCGGCAUGGGAACCGAUGAGGAGCCCAGUACUUGGCUGACCGCCUAUGUGGUGCGUUACUUUAUUAAAGCUUCACAAUUCUUGGAUAUUGAGCCCAAAAUAAUUGAAACUGCUUUCAAGUAUUUGGCCGGCCAGCAAAAGGCAAAUGGGGAGUUUCUUUAUACGGGCUAUUUGUUGAAUCCGAAUCAUAAAAAUGAAUUUGGACUUACAGCCUUUAUAUUGUUGGCAUUUUUGGAGAAUGAAAAAUACACCACCCAAUAUCAACAAAACAUACAAAAUGCUGUCGAAUUUUUAAAUUCAAAUCUAGAAAACAUCAACGAUAUUUAUGCCUUAUCCUUGGUGGCUACUGUUGUGAAACGAGUAAAACAUAAAAAUGCAAACACUUUUAUAAAUGUAUUAAAAUCGCAUGCUAAGGAGAUGGAUGGUCUUAAAUGGUGGUCAGCAAAUGACCAUAAUUUGGCCAAUGAUAUAGAAAUUACUGCUUAUUGUGCAAUAACUUUGUUAGAUACCCCGGGAGAUCAUACCUCUAUCCUGAAGUGGCUAAUAGAGCAACGUAAUGGUAAUGGAGGUUUUACAUCAUCUCACGACACUGUGGUGGGCUUGGAGGCUUUAGUAAAAUUUUCCGAAAUCUAUAAAAAUCUUCAAAAUGUAAAUCUAAAAGUUUCUUAUAGUGCCAAAGAUCAAAAGGGCAUUGAAGUGGCAAGAGAUGAAUUCUAUGUAGACUCGACCAAUGUUUUGGAUUUGCAAACACAUGAGUUACCAGAUACAACACGCUAUAUUAAUUUCGAAAUGGAAGGCAAUGGGGCCUCUCUGGUGCAACUCAAUCAUCAAUACAAUAUUGCUAAUGUGCUGGAAUUUCGUCAUUUUAAUAUUCAGCCCAAGGCAACGUUUAAAAAUGAGAAAGAAAUGAAUUUGGAAGUUUGUUUCACUUACCAAACUGAUUCAGAUGCACUUAAUGAUGCAACCACCAAUUUGGUGAUAAUGGAAGCCAAUUUACCCUCUGGUUUCAGAUCUGAAGCAGAGAAUAGUACGUCGUUAAGAGAAAACAAACUUGUGCAGAGAAUCGAGUCAAAGAAUUUAGAAUCAACGAUUAUUUUAUAUUUGGAUAAGUUGGAGGCAAAUAUUAAUCAUUGCCUGGGAAUUCCUGCAGAUAAAACGAAUGAAAUUUUAAUGCCAAAACCGGCAGCUAUUAUAAUGUAUGAUUAUUAUAAUUUGACUCGUUCUAAUACCGAAUUUUAUAGUUUAUAAAUAUGAAGAAAAAAUUAUUAUUAAAUUAAUUUCACAAUUUUUGUAAGUAUAGGGCUUUUGAGCAAAUUAAUU